Molecule: messenger RNA, 1734 nt
Organism: Tachysurus vachellii
Lineage: Eukaryota; Metazoa; Chordata; Actinopteri; Siluriformes; Bagridae
Product: baculoviral IAP repeat-containing protein 5.2-like
Exons: 4
Coding region: 159-581 (140 amino acids)
Source: RefSeq, a predicted model, not a curated record
AUCCAAUCAGAGUAGACUUCACUCCUGCACCCAAUAUUCAAAAGUGUUAGCUGUUGACGUUAGCUGUCCGUUGUGCUAACUUCAUUAGCAUUGUGAAGGAGCUUCUAACUUCUUUGUUUGUUUGUUUGUUGUUGUUGUUGUUGUUUUCCCCCCCAAAUAUGCAGCCCAUGCAAGAGGAUUUAAAAAUGUACUUUUACGAGAACAGGAAAGCUACUUAUUCCGGGUGGCCGUUUGACGAGGACUGCGCCUGCACGUCGGAAAAUAUGGCCAAAGCUGGUUUUAUCCACACACCGUCUGAGAACAGUCCUGAUGUGGCCCAGUGCUUCUUCUGCUACAAAGAGCUGGAGGGCUGGGAGCCUGACGAUGAUCCUCUCAAGGAACACAAAUCUCACUCUCCAGCGUGCAAUUUCAUCCUGCUGAAACAUGCGGUGGAGGAGCUCACAGUAGAGGAGAUACUGAAGCUGCAGAAAGAGAGGCAGAAGUUCUACAUCAAAAAGUCCUGCAAACAAGCCAUUGAAAAGUUUGAAGAAGCAGCAAAAUUGAGAAGAGGAGACAUCAUCAAACUAGCUAUGGACAGCUGAAUGAAGUUUAUGUGACUUUCCUAAUAACAUAUUUCCCUGAGUACUUUUCAUAUUGUUUCACUGACAUCAAGUAGAUCAGAAACAGAAAAUACAUUCAGAACAUUUUCCUUCGUGACUGUCGACCUUGACUGACUUCAAAUCCAAAUAUGAACACACCCCAUAGUAUACACUGCGUUUUCUGUGCAAGGCUUCAGACAUGGAAAUGCAGAGCGAUUUGUGAUUUCAUUUGAAUUUAGCUGCACCGUGGAAGUGAAAUGCCAUACUAUGUAACUGCUAUUGCUAUUUCGAUAUGACAAGGUCAUAACUUGUAGGACAUGGGCAAUUGCAAAUGGCCUUUGUGUUUCCAUUUGAAAUUUGGCAGACUAUGUUGGUUCAUGUAACCAAAAAAUGCAAACGAUAAUACAGAAUUUUCAUGUGUGCUUAAAUUAUGACACAAUUUCUGUCCACAAAUAGAAAACGCAUUUAAACAAAAAAUAUUUUUUUUUACUUCGAAAAUACUUCCUUUUGUGGUCAGUCACGGUCGUGGUCCAAAGCUAACAUUAUUCUUUAAAACUUCUUUAAUGCAGUUUUAUAUUAAAAUCCCCAUCACAGAGGUGGAGUUAUAUAAACUUGGCUGUAUGUAUAAAACGACUAGAUACUCUAAUUGGAGCGGAAACAACCCCUUGAAUUUGGUUAAGUUUAAAUGUGUUGUCUACUAAUAGUCUAUAUAACUCCAUUUUGCCAUGUUUUUCUAGGUCGGUAAUGAAUACAGCUAUUACACCAUUAUGAUUUUGUUCUGUUUUACCAAUUCCAAGUUUUGUUUAUAACUAAAUAUAAUUAUAAAUAAAUAAUAGGUUUUUAAGAUUUGCACUACUUAUUUGUUCUUUUUUUGUUUGUUUGUUUGCUGUAUUCUUUUUAUGUGUGGUUGCUCUUUGUGCUUUGCAGCAGUGUACUUUUUUUUAACCCUUUUUGUUGUUUUAUACUUUAUACUAUGCUUUAGGCUACUAGAAUUUGAUUUAGACAGUCGUCUUUGUAGAUGUUGGCCAUUAAUAAAACUGCAAUGCAUGAAACAAGAUACUGUUGUGCCAAAAAUGAGCAUAAUGUAUAUUCUGAAUAAGCAUUAAUCUACAGUUGGUGCAUGUGAAAUAAAGAAGCAUAUGUGUAUCUCCUACAA